Fragaria vesca subsp. vesca is the source of this 444-nucleotide messenger RNA. RefSeq lists its product as uncharacterized. NCBI's taxonomy places the organism in Eukaryota, Viridiplantae, Streptophyta, Magnoliopsida, Rosales, Rosaceae. The record is from RefSeq and is a predicted model, not a curated record. The coding region runs from base 1 to 444 and encodes 147 amino acids. The transcript is spliced from 2 exons.
AUGAUAUGGAAGUUGAUAAAGCCGAGUGGUCUACUAUUACAUCGUGAGUUUUCUGAUCUGAUUGAGCAUACCGGAUUUGGAUGGGAUCCUAUUAGAAACACUAUUACCGCAUCAGAGGAAGUAUGGGCUACAUAUGUCAAGAGAGUGUCAGGAGUGAAACCCUAUCGUAAGAAAGGCUUGGAGCAUUAUGAAAUUUUAAGAGAAAUAUUUGACACUACUACUUCAACAGGUCAACUACAUUAUGCCUCUAGCCAAGUGCCUCCCAAUUCAGAUGAUGAGCGAGAGUUAGAGAAAAAGAUUCUUAACAAUGGAGUUCAUAUCAAUCUUGAUGAUCAGGAUUUCAAUGUCAAUAAUGCUCAAACUGAGACAAGGGCAAAAAGAAAAGCUGUGACAAAGGCUCCAUCUUCGGGACAAAAUGGAAGCAUACUUAGAAAUUUGUGGUGA